This is a messenger RNA of Heterobilharzia americana, 7909 nucleotides long. The record is from the annotation of a GenBank genome assembly. NCBI's taxonomy places the organism in Eukaryota, Metazoa, Platyhelminthes, Trematoda, Strigeidida, Schistosomatidae.
ACUUCUUUCGACCUUGAACUGUCGACCUUCAUAUAUGCCUAAUACUUCCCAUGUACCAGUUGCGGACACCAGGAUUUUUACCAUCUGCAUUGUUGGCCUUCCGAAAUCUGGAAAGUCAUGCGUUUGCAGUAGGUUUGUUUUUCGUCAUCCGGAUCUGUAUAACAAAGAGCAGCAUCAUGUUAUCAGCACUUCUGGUUUGGGAAGUAGUGAAGAUGCAUAUGGAGACCAUUGGCUGUACUGGGGAUGUGUGUGCAGGCGGAUCGAUGAAAAUAUUGUAAAAUUUCGGAUUAUUGAACAUACAAAAGUUUUGGAUAACUUACCUUACUUCUCAUCCAUGUAUCUCAGGAGUGACGAUGGUCAUGACCAGCUGCUUGAGUAUGUUCACAGAUCUACCGAUGUUCGCUUGCUAUCUAAGAACCAGCUGACUUACAUUCGCAAAAAAGGAAUACAUGAAAAAGAUUUGAUCAUCGAUGAAUAUUCUCUUUCUGAUGAAAUCACUAUUGAUGGUUUUAUCUUAGUAUGUGAUGUAAACACGUAUUUGAGUUCUGAAUGUACAGAUGCUGGCUACUUACAACACGGCAACUGUUUACAGGAGUUUCUUACUUAUCUGUCAAGAAUCCGGCGGCCCUCUGUCACUGUACUGUCCAAGCUGGAUAGUUGUGAUACUUCGAAACAUGUAGGGUUAGAGUUCCUCCGCAAGUCAAAUGAAUUCAAGAAAAUUCCUGUUAUUGAAACUUCGGCACACAAAAACAUAAAUAUAGAGGAAGCAUUUCUGUCACUCUACAAGUUGAUGGAAUGCAAGAAUCGCAUCAACAAUUUUAAGUGUAUGUCAUAUGUGGAAGCCAUUUCUAAAAGAAAUCAAGAGGUUCGGUCUGCUACUCAAUCAUUUAUUCGGCUGAUGUUCGUAUCUGUUCCUGAGUUUUUAACUGACUGGGAGUCAUUUAUGGCGAGAUACAGCCACCAUACUGAUGUUGUGAACUACAUUGGUCUCGUUGGUUCUUCAGGUGCGAGGCAUAAAUUUGAAACUGUAGUUCAAGAACGUCUGAAAACAACGAAGCUCCACUCAUUGAAUAAGAUACCUGGUCUUCUUAUGCAUCUGCUUCCAGAUCUAGAUGCUGUUAACGGUCUUUCAUUUGAACAGAUUGUAUCACAUAUUCGUCAUCAUGAGGACUUUUCGUUAUACUUUCAAGAUGAUGUUUACUACGACUCUGGAAAUAGUAUCAGCUUGAAUUACUAUCAUCCUUUACGGGAUGACACUCGUGUGCCCUUUCAUUUAGCUAUUGAACCAACGUUUGGAUCCGAAAACUGCCCAUUGAAAGAGCACGUUGAUCGUUUGACAACCACUAGACGUCAUCAUACGGAAAAGGCUUUGUUGGAGACUUCUCUUCAUCGUGGAUUUCGAAAAUGUCCCGUCAACACUUAUGAUGAAAACAGUUUGGUAAAGAAUAUGGGAAUCAUAUUACCAGGUCAACCUUUAUCAGAUGUGAAGUCAAAUAUUGGUUCACUUGACUUGCCUGAGCUCACAAAAGAGGAAAUAUCCAUGAUUUAUCAACAGUUUCAACUUGGUUUACAUAUUCUGGCUCGCGAGGACUUUUUAGAUUUAUUGGUCGAAAAGACGGGACUUUUUGUCAAAGCGGUGAUUAACUAUACGAAUCACCUUCGAGAUAAUUCCUCCUAUAUUUCAAAUAUGUCAAACAUAAUGAAUGAACAUUGUAAUGAACUGUAUUCAGAGGUUACCUCCGACUUAUUGCCAUCGAAAACCUUUCAAAGUUUAAUUGGUGUUCAUAUAUCACCACGACAGAAUAUAUCUUCUAACCAAAAUAAACAUUGCAGUGCCCCUCCUAGGGGUGUAAAAGAGACUCAGAUUACUUGGUUAGAUGGACAGUUAUCACUAGACUCUCGUUAUCAAGCCAUGACUUAUCUACCUUCGGAACGUCAAACUUUGAUUACAACUUAUUUCGAUAUGCUUAUUCCAUCCAUAGAUUCACAUCGGUUUUUCUCGAAAAGUACAAUUAACGAUUUUUCAACUACAGAUAUCAGAGGAGUUCCAAUUCCCAGGAAUUCAGUAAUAUCCAGUGGGAUGGAUUCAUUAACAACAGAUAACUUUUCAUAUGUUGAUCCAACAGUUGAGUACUUUCCUGAAAAUCCUACACAGCAACACUUCCAAUCUGAAUUAUCAUCCCCGUGUUCCUCAUGUCCAUCUGUUUCAUGGGGUGGAUGUAUGGAUUUGUUUUUUAAACGUCUCGCCUAUGAAUAUCUUUCUGUUGACCCUACAUGCAAAAUUGUAGGCAACUGUAUCUCCAUGGAUGAAAUGAUCUCAUCUCUGAAGUCAAACUUAUCUCAAAAAUGUAGUAUUUCAUAUCUUCCUUCCCUGAUCGAUGAUCAACCUCCAUUAAUUUUAUCUAUUGCUGUGGUAUGUAUUUGCACAGAUACAGUAGCAGCGCAUUCUAUUAUCAAUCUUCUUUCAUGUAUAGGAUUUUGCAUACUUCCUUUCAAAUCAAAAAAUUGUGAACAUUCGUUUAAUCGUUGCUUUGAUCACAAUCAUUAUCAAUCCACAGAUCUUUUAGUGCUAAAUGCUACAUGGCCUUUACCAACAGCAAGAUUACUUUUCUCUGAUUCAUCUAGUCCAUUCAUUUCUACUAAUCUUAGAAAUCUACCUAUCUCGGAAUCAUCUAAAAACAAGAAUUUAAACAAAAUUUAUGAUGGUCAAGUACGCAUCGACUUGAUGUCGCAUCAUUCACUCUUGAACAAGUUGUUGUCAUAUCGAGAAGUUACAAGUCGAUGUGAACAGCUGAACGACGUAUCACUUACUGGAAGCAACAACGAACCUACAAGUGUUCAUUCAAAUCUACUGUAUUCUGGAUUAAUCCUUAUUACUAGCAUCCCAUCGUCUGCUGAUGAAGAACAAUACAAUUCAUUAGCUGAAAAGAAUGGAGUUGUAAUUCGAUCGCAUAAUUCAUUAGAUAACGUCAGUGAUAAAUUUAAAAAUGAAGAAAAUUUUGUCAAUAUGUCAGAGGAUAAUCUACAUGUAUGCACUUUAACACCUCAUUUACCACCCAUCUGUCAAACAUCUUGUGAAACUGAAAGUGACUCCAAAAUGCAUGUGGAAUGUAUUCCACCUUCGAAUUUUUCUUGUUCUUCAAACCAACUAUCUUGCACAUGCUGCAAACUAUUUUACAAUAAGACUGCUGAUAACCCUGAAUGUGCUUGUGGUCAAUGCUGCAAUUGUGUACAUUCAUUGAAAAAUUCUAGUUAUAACUCAUUCCAUACAAAAUCUAAUCCUUGGGGAGAUAAAAGAUCGUUCUCAAACUUAAUUUGUCCCCAUCGUCGGCGUUCUUGGGAAGCAAGAGUUGCGGCUAUCAGUUCAAUUGUUGAACAGCUUCCAAGCAGCAUUCCUCGUUUAGUCUUAUUGACAGAGUCAUGUGACAGUAAAUCAGAUAAAAAACAAAAUCUUGAUUCACCUCCACAUAUUUAUCUAGCUCCCGAAUCAUUAAGUUUCUCUACGUUUUCAGAACAAUUACAUCCUGGCAUUUCACGUAAUUCGGAUAAAAAUUCAUCUGUCCCAUUGAACCAUGAAUCUUCUUCAGUUGAUUGGAUGCCUGCGGGAACAAAUAUCCUAGAUCAUGUUAUAAACUUUCUCAGUCAUUGUUGGAGUAAAGUGGGUCAAAAUAUGUCUUCCAAGAAUGUGGAAAAACAAAAAGAUUACGGUCAAUACACACCCAAGCAAAAUUCUGUAACAGUGAAUAGAUGCAAUUCACCUAAUUUAAUAGUGACACCUAAUUUGGCACCUCAGUCUUCUCCAGAAACCUCAUCAGAGAAACCAUUUAGUGGAGGAUUUUUAAAUACCCUAUCAAUUGCAUCUGUUACUAAGCGCAAAGGUAUACUUUCAGCCAACCAAGCUCUCAGAAAACUUUCUGGCAGUACAAAACGCAAUCAAAGUUGUAAAUUAUCUCCUGUUAAUACCAAUUCCAAAGGAUUUCUACCCACCCUUUUUGAUUUUCAUAGUAAAACCAGCUCGGAUGAAAGGACAGAAACAACUAGUGAACAAGUUUCUUACAUUGCCAAUUUCCAAACAGAUAUUCCAGAAUCUAUAUCUCUUCAGAAUAAUACUUGUAUUUCACCUCCUCUUCCUCCUUCUGUGGUUAUGCUAAAUUUGCCUUCACGAUAUGAUAAUAUUCCGAGUGAAGAUAACCGUGUAUCUCUAGAGAAAUCAAACAGCUAUGAACAUCCAGUUCGAUGGGCAAUCGGUUCUUGUAUAUACUGCGAGGAAUCACCUAUUCAAGAAGAAAUAGGGAAAGCACAAAAUAAGAAUUCAUAUUCUAAAAAGAUUCAUUCAAAAUCAAUGUAUAGUAAAAUAAUGCCGACGACAAAUUCAUCUAUUUCCUUAACCGGUAGUUGUAAUCAAGCUUUCUCACGAUUCACUGUUCAAGACUGUAAGAGAUUUACUUCUGAUAAUAGGAAGAGCGUACAACUAAAUUUUGAUGCUAUAUCCUCGUCAUCGUCAACAUCAUUAUCGAAGAUUCUAUUUGCGCAAAGUCCUAACAAAUUAUCCUACAAUGGAAAUUAUCAUGAUAAUCUUAUGUACAACUACAAGAAUUCAUGUAAUAUUGAAUUAGUUGAAAAAUGUCAUUGUUCACAAGUUAUACCAGGAACUAUGAAAAAUAGUAAACAAGAUAUUCACCUGAGCCAUGAAGCUUCAUCUUGUGAUUUUAAUACACUUGCAAUGCCCAAUGACAGCGAUACACCUUCAUGUUUGUCUGUAUACGGAGAGACAACAAAAGAAUUGUUUCAACAGUACAAUGAACUGGAAAGUUCAUUCAUUUCAACUACAGUGCCCAAUGGUAAUCAGUUUGGUACAGCAUCUAAAUCAUCAUCUUGUUUUGAUUAUUAUCCAUUAAUCAGUUCCUUAUCACAAAAUAAUAGUGAUUCACAUAUUGUUGCUAUACAAAAUGAAGAUGAUAUCGAGUCAAUAUAUGAGGAUAUAAUUUCAAUUGAACCAAUAUCUUCUAAAGUUAAAAAUUGUAAUUCGAUACCUAAUCCCUAUCAUCAUCUGAAUACUCCUUUAUUAUCAUCGCAUAUCAGUGUCAAUCACAUUGAAGAGAAUAUCUAUAUGGAACCUGUUGACUGUUUAGGAUUUGGAUGCGUUGAAAGAUAUCAUACUAUUUCACAAAAGUUUAUGGGUUCAUAUCCGUAUGUGAAUACAUCAUCGGUUACCACUGUAUUAAGCAAGGAAUUGUGUCAUGCUUCAAUCUCCUCAAAACAUUCGACUAGUUUUGUCCCACCGUCUAACGCAUUGAACAGUUGGGCUGGAAAUGAUGUAGGCUGCCGACGUGAACGUUAUCGUUCGUUUAGUACACCUGAAGGAUGUUCUACGACAUCUGAUGAUACUGAAAUACAUUAUACUCGUGAAUUUCCAACCAGAUUUUCAUCCAAUAAUAAUUUCCUAAAAAAUAUUAUGCAUCCUUUCUCUGCAAAUCAAAUUAAUUUCCGCUCUGUAAGAUCUAGUCAUGCUAAUGGAUCUUGUAAUGGACUUCAUUUGGACUCAAAUUGUAACACUACAGCAUUGUCAUCAACUACCUCACCUUUAAAAACUCGUAUGCAUAGUACAGAUGCAGUUUUUGAAACAUUAACACAUUAUAGUACUCCUGUAAGUUCUCCAGCUUCAAUCACUUUGAGUGAUGAUAUCAGUGAAAAUGCGCUGCUCAGUGAUGAAUUUUCUAAAUUCUCAACUAUACGUCCACUAUCCCUUCCCAACCCCCUAUCUCGUUCACAUCAUCAUCAUUUCUGGCACCAUCCAAAAUGUCCUCACUAUCAAAUUCAUCGAGAUUCUCUGGACAGUGGUUUGGGAACUGCAUCCACAUCUUCAUCCAAAUUCGGCUUUCAGUCUCAGUCUACAACAGAUAAUAUUAACUACGAUUUAUGUAAAAAUAAUACAAACAAUUCCAAUACACUUUCAUGUGAUUGUACGUUACCUACGAAUCCAUCUCAAAGAAUAAAUCAAUGGUAUCCCUGUAAAUUGUCUUCAUCCUGUGUAUCCUCAUCUUCCUGUUGUACAUCAUCUUGCAACAGUACACCAUCGAAUCCAAUUUUUAUUGAUCCCUCAGAUUUUCAAACUCACCAUCCAACACAAUGUUUAUCGUUUCCAUCGUACAAUUUUCCUUUAGUGACUAAUCAUAAUUAUCGUGUUACUUGUGAUCAACCAUCUCCUUCUUCGCAUAGUCAGAGUUCUGUGAGUAUGAAAGAUUUUAAAUGGCUUCGCCGCAGUAAACCGCUAAGACUUUUUGGAAAUAGUCGUUUAUCAAUGGAAACCCAAACUCGUACUUAUUCACCUCCGUCAAUGACACCAUCUGCACCACCGCCUAUUCCACCACCACCACCACCUCCUUCGCUUCCUAUUUACUCUUCAUUCUCUAUCAAUACACCAAAAAAGUACACCUCUACUGUUGUUAACAACUGUAAUUCAACAUUACAUCCAUCAGGCAGUAACCAUUUGUUGACGUCAUCAUCAUCAUUGCAUUUAGAAUCUCAACAGCUGCCUGUUACUCGAUGUCAACCUUUAUUGAAGAGUUUAUCUGGUUGUUCAUCACUUGUAAAUAAUGCAUCUAAACUAUUUGGUUUUAAUAAUACUAGUACAACUAUUACCACAACAAGUAUAUCCUCAUCUCCAUACAAAUAACAAUGUGAUGAUAAUCUUCAAAUAAACAAAAAAGGGAAACAGAUUUCAUUAUUUCUUGUGUUAUACAGUUAUUCUUUCGAUAGAUUUAUUUGUUUAUACUCUUUUUAAAUUAAGAUUUUAUUCAUUUUAUUGACUGUGUUAUCAAUAAUGUCAUUAUCUACAGUCCAUUAUUACAACCAGUUCAAGAACUUUAUAUAAUGCGCCUGUUGAAUAAGAUGACAACGUUGUUCAUCUUACUUUUAUUCUGUUAAUAGUUAGCUUGUUUUUUUAUUCACCGCUUUCUCAUCUCUAUAAACUUUAAUGAAUUGAGAAGAAAGAGGAGGUAUCAAUUUUGUUUAUCAUAAUAAAUAAUUUCAUCAUUUUCAGUGAUUCUCCUCUUUUAUUCGUCUAUUUUAUUUAUCAGUUAUCUUUUUUGUUCACUUUUCAUUAUAAUUUAUAUUUAUUUAACUGUCUAUUUAAAGGAAUACUUUGAAUAAUAUUAAAAAAUUGUAAUAUUGUACAGCUAUAUUAAGAUAAGUUCACUUGUAUUACCCGGGUAAUAUAUUGACACUUUUUUUCGUUUAGUUUGUUUUUAUUCAUUCCGAUUUUUUUUUCUACUGGGUGGAAUUAAUAACACAGCUGAGUUAUUAAUUUUUGCGUUUUUUUUUCUCUCUCUCUCUCCAUUAUUCACUUUCAUAAGUAUCAUUUUAUUAUUAUCUUCUUGUGAGAUUUGUUUUACAAUCUUUUAUUGUCUUCUUUUUACUUACUCUUUUGAUGAUAUCAGUUCUUUGUAUCUUAUCAUCAUUAUCUAUUGUUUAUAAUGAUCAUAUCAUUUGUUAAGCAGCUUGAAUGUGUAUUUACUUACCUGUCAGUAUUUAUUUGUUAUUUUUCUAUAUUGAUAUAAGUUAACAGGGUAAAGUUAACGAUAGUAAUACAUGCAAAUCAGCUGUUCUUCACCUCUUUUUCUUUUAGUAUUAUUUAACUCUUUUAACAUUUAUCAGCUGUUUGUAAACCAUACGCUAUUUUAGUAUAUUUCUAGUCAUUAAAAAAAAAAUCAUUAUUAUACUUAGUUUUAUGAAGAAAUUGUUAACUAUUUCUUUCUUAACCAAUUCUUUCGCUAUCAUUUAUCUUUUCCAACUGAUUGAUAUACAAAUAAGGUUAAAAAUUUAAUAAUAUUCAACUGUUGGAUAAAUUGUUUUUCUUUUCAUUCCCUUUUUUUUCACUUUGCUGAAAUAUAUAUAUAUAUGUGUGUGU